Molecule: messenger RNA, 969 nt
Organism: Thecamonas trahens ATCC 50062
Lineage: Eukaryota; Apusomonadida; Apusomonadidae
Exons: 2
Coding region: 1-939 (312 amino acids)
Biological process (GO): double-strand break repair via homologous recombination
Cellular component (GO): Shu complex
Molecular function (GO): single-stranded DNA binding
Source: RefSeq, a predicted model, not a curated record
AUGGACCUUAGCAAGCUCUUCUUUGCCCCACCUGACACCGUCGCCGGCGAGGCUCUCGCCCGCGCCUCGGCCGCCAUGUGCGACGGCGGGGGCUAUGGCCGUGGGCGGACCAUUGUCUUCUCUGACCCUUCCACCCGGCUUGGCCUCUCGCUCGGUUUGCAGUACGCGCUGAGCAUGGCAGGCGCGAGCCCAGCCACACGCAUCCACUGGCUCACCUCCUCCCGCAACUCGCACGCUCCGUUUGGCCCUGUCCUUCCCUUUCGUGACUCGCUUCUUGCCCGUGCCCACGACCAGCCAGCCGACCUUGGCCAUGACCACGACCUCGACCGCGAUCACGAUCACGAUCACGAUCACGAUCAACUGCCAGUGCCGGAAAAGGAGCUUCCCGCACCGGACGCGGUGCCUACUAGCGACCUUCUUGCCCGCAUCGGUCUCAAGUACCUGUCUUCGGCCGCAGAUCUGCGGCGCUACGCCGCCCAUCUCCACGAGCUGCCCGACGACGAGCUCCCGGCGGUCAUCAUCGUCGACUCUCUGCUCGAUCUCAUCCCGGCUGGUGACGCCUCGCACGCUGACGACCUUGCCCGCACCAUCGCGCUCCUUGCCGACGCCGCCGAGCACGUUGGCGACCGCAUCCUGCGCCCCGGCGCCUCGGCGCACAUCCUCCUCCUCGAGUCGCUCGCCGACACCGCCCGCAUCUCAGCCUCUCGCGCUUACCCGCUCCCGCCCGAGCUCUUCCUUGUCCAGCACUGGAUCGACACCGUCGCUGUCGCUGCUGGCGGGCCUCCCGGCAUGCACUUUGUCUUCUCCGUCGUCGACUUCAAUGGCCACCCGGAUCCGCUCGCCUUUGAGGUCGAACUCGAUGCCCUGCUGCACCCUGCUGUCGGCCCUGCCGCCCUCUGCGUUUCCGCUGUCUCUUGCACACCCGCCGCCUCCGCUUAGCCAUAGCCCAUCAACCAUGAAAGAGACGAG